AUGACAAUCACCGUGGGCGUGUUGGCCUUGCAAGGCGCAUUCUUGGAACACCUGGUCUUACUGCGGCGCGCCGCUGAUUAUCUGCGGAAAGACGGCCAUGAAGCCGCCUUCGAGUUUACAGAAGUCAGAAACGUGCAAGACUUGACGCGAUGCGAUGCAUUGAUUAUACCGGGCGGAGAAAGCACCACCAUGGCGCUUGUGGCCGCCCAGUCAGGCCUCCUAGAACCACUUAGAGAGUUCGUCAAAGUCCAACGCAAACCGACGUGGGGUACCUGCGCUGGUCUGAUCCUGCUUGCCGAAGCAGCUAAUGCCACCAAGAAAGGUGGCCAGGACCUCAUAGGCGGAUUGGACGUCAGAGUGAACAGAAACCAUUUCGGACGCCAGGUUGAAAGCUUCCAAGCGGACGUAGAUUUGCCGUUCCUCGACACAAACGGAGACAUCUCGAGGGCUCCGUUCCCCGGGGUCUUCAUUCGAGCACCUGUCGUCGAGAAGAUUCUUCCCAAUGUCGAAGGCAUCCAGAAAGGAGAACAGCAAGUGGCCGAAACUGUGGUUGCACCGUCGAAACCCGCCAAGGAUGACCAAGCAAGGUCGGCAAUGAGCACCCAUGUUGAUAUCAUGGCCAAGUUGCCGGGUCGGCUGAAGAAAGCUGCUGCAAUGGGCGCGGAAGUGAAUGCUGGCGAGGAGACCGGGGAUAUAAUCGCCGUUAAGCAGGGCAACGUCUUCGGAACCAGCUUUCAUCCUGAGCUGACGUCCGAUAUCCGGAUACAUGUUUGGUGGUUGAGGCAGGUAUUGGAUGCAUUUGGGACGCCCGGCGGGAUUCAUUGA
This is a messenger RNA of Cladophialophora yegresii CBS 114405, 825 nucleotides long. Its product is annotated as glutamine amidotransferase. Gene Ontology annotation, molecular function: glutaminase activity. Gene Ontology annotation, biological process: pyridoxal 5'-phosphate biosynthetic process; pyridoxine metabolic process. The transcript is spliced from 2 exons. Bases 1 to 825 code for a protein of 274 amino acids. Lineage: Eukaryota; Fungi; Ascomycota; Eurotiomycetes; Chaetothyriales; Herpotrichiellaceae. Gene Ontology annotation, cellular component: glutaminase complex; cytosol. The record is from RefSeq and is a predicted model, not a curated record.